Molecule: messenger RNA, 2818 nt
Organism: Carassius carassius (crucian carp)
Lineage: Eukaryota; Metazoa; Chordata; Actinopteri; Cypriniformes; Cyprinidae
Product: coagulation factor XIII A chain-like
Exons: 14
Coding region: 1-2163 (720 amino acids)
Biological process (GO): peptide cross-linking; blood coagulation, fibrin clot formation
Molecular function (GO): protein-glutamine gamma-glutamyltransferase activity
Source: RefSeq, a predicted model, not a curated record
AUGUCUGAUAACACUACGUCCUGGAGUGAUCUCGGCCGUGUCAAGUUUUCCAAAUCUAACUCAGAGGUGUUUAACCCACCUGUAUUUGAGGCUAUUGAAGGCGCGGGACCAAGAGCACCAACAACCCAAGCUCUCUCAGUGGUGGGUGUUGAUAUGCUUGUGGCAGACAACAAUAAUGCACACAACACCAGCAGGUAUGAGAACACCAACCUCAUUGUGCGCAGGAAUAAAGAAUUCUUUAUCGUCAUCAGCUUUGACAAACCCUUCAAUGACAAGCAGGACAAUGUGCAGCUGGAGUUCAUGAUUGGCAGUUCACCGAAUGAAAACAGGGGCACCUACAUCAUUGUGUUCAUCGGAAAAGGGAGACGUAAUGGGCGCUGGAAGGGUCGCGUGAUUGGCAUGCAAGGCAAUGAUGUGACAGUGGGCAUAACACCUGACGCUGGCUGCAUCAUUGGCCGCUUCAGCACUUUUGUAACAGUAAUCACUAAUGUUGGAAAACAGCGCACUCCAAAGAACCCUGACACUGAUUUCUAUGUGCUGUUUAAUCCUUGGGACCCCGCGGAUGUGGUGUAUAUGCCCAGAGAUUCCGACAGACAGGAGUAUGUGAUGAAUGAUGUGGGCAUCAUCUACAAUGGAGAAUUCAACAACCAAUUCCCCCGUUCAUGGAACUACGGCCAGUUUGAUGAGGGGAUUCUGGAUGCCUGUCUUUUCGUUCUGGAUGCCGGCAAAGUACCACUGCUUUACCGUGGAAAUGCCAUUGAAUUAGUUCGGCAGGGAUCAGCUCUGAUGAACUCCCAAGAUGACGAUGGUGUCCUGGUUGGCAACUGGAGUGAUGAUUACUCCAUUGGCACAGCACCCACUGCCUGGACAGGAAGUCCUGAAAUCCUGCUCAAAUAUGCCAAAGGUGGUUUGCCUGUGUGCUUUGCACAGUGCUGGGUGUAUGCCGGUGUGCUGAACACUUUUUUGCGUUGUCUUGGGAUGCCCUCACGAGUCAUCACCAAUUACUCCUCUGCUCACGACAACUCGGGCAACCUGAAGACUGACCUUAUACUGGACGAAGAUGGGACAAUAAACAGAAGCCUAUCAAGAGAUUCAGUCUGGAACUACCACUGCUGGAAUGAGGUGUACAUGAGGAGGCCUGAUCUGCCUGAAAAAUACUCUGGCUGGCAGGUGGUUGACGGCACACCUCAAGAGACCAGUGAUGGUCUUUAUCGAUGCGGCCCAACGUCUGUCAUUGCCAUUAAAGAGGGAGAGCUCAGCUAUCCAUUUGAUGCCAGGUUUGUCUUUGCAGAGGUGAACAGUGAUGUGGUUUACUAUCAAUCUGAUAAGUACGGAAACACAAAGAUCAUCUCUGUGGACACCACGAAUGUUGGAAAGCUCAUUGUCACCAAAAGAGUGAACAGUAAUGCCUAUGAGGACAUCACUUCUACCUACAAAUACCCGGAAGGCAGUGACAUGGAUAAGAAGGCCAUGCAGAUGGCAGAGAAUCGUGGCGUUCCUGCCAGGGAUUACACGCCUCCCGCUAAAACAGGUGUGGAAAUCGAGCUCCAGGCCGACACCAUCAACAUAGGUGAAAACUUCAAGCUGACGCUGAACAUUAAGAACCAGACCGGCCAAAACUGCACCCUUGAUGCCACCAUCACUGGCUGUGUGGUGUACUACACCGGCGUCACCAGCUCAAUCUUUAAGAUUGAAAGCAAAACUGCAUCUGUGGAUCCCUGGAAAACCACGAAAGUGAUGUUCGAUGUCACAGCUUCAGAGUACAUGCCCUACCGGGUGGAUCAGUCCAACCUGCUCUUUGUGGCAUAUGGACGCAUUCAGGAAACCGGCAGGGCCCUUACGACAACGAGAGUUGUCGCCCUCCGUCCUCCUGAACUCACAAUUAAGGUGACUGGAACACCCCGCGUCGGCAAGGAUUUCGUGGUUACCGUGUCGUUCCGAAAUCCCUUUAACUUCGUCCUGAAAAACGUUCAGCUGCGCCUAGAAAGCCCUGGACUGAUUUCGACCAGAAAGAAAACAUACGAUCAGAUCGCACCUGGAGGCACUGUGCAAUAUACAAACACGAUCACCCCUUGGUCUUCUGGGAAAAAGGUGCUGAUAGCGUGUCUGGACUGCGCUACAGUGAGGCAGGUCACCAGUCAGCUGGAAAUCAUUGUCCAGUAACGGAUAAAGGAUUGCCACGUGGGAACCAGAGAGAAAAAGUGUUCCCAAUACCAUUUUGUUGAAUUGCUUUGCUUUCUUUACAAAUAUUAUCGAAAUAAUAACAAGCUAGUAUUAUUAUUUUUCUUUACACCCACGCCUUCCUAAACUGAAUUAUUAAUAAUAUAGUGUUUCAAGCAUUUUAAGCAAAAGGUUUUAAUUUGUGAACUCAUUUAACUGUUUAAAAUACACACAAUCAAACAUUAAGUACCCAAACAGAAUGCACAGUCACCCUGGGAGUCUGAUAUAUUCUGAUUAGCAAAGUGUGGAUGUAAGAAAUCGUGCAGUUAUCAGAAUAAGUUGCAAAUUGGGAAUGGAAGGAAGAGUGGAAAAAGCAGGAGAACCCCAUAAUAUUUGGAAUUUCAGUUAUGACAAACUUAAAGCUAAGAAAUAACAAAGGUGUAUUCAAAUUUAAGAAAAUGAUUUUCUGAUAUUACACAUACAUCUAAAUUACCUGACAGUUUUGGUUGUGUGCACAAUUAACAUGUAUUAAACUUAUUAAUUGGACUGUAUUAAUUGGACUGUAUUAAUCAGAAUAUGUUGCAUAUUUUCUCUGCUAAAAUGCCACUGACUGUGUUUGACAAAUAUAAACUAACAAUAAACCUUCAGCAUGAAAGCA